This is a messenger RNA of Zeugodacus cucurbitae (melon fly), 8057 nucleotides long. RefSeq lists its product as uncharacterized. Gene Ontology annotation, cellular component: nucleus. The transcript is spliced from 8 exons. Bases 771 to 5327 code for a protein of 1518 amino acids. The record is from RefSeq and is a predicted model, not a curated record. Lineage: Eukaryota; Metazoa; Arthropoda; Insecta; Diptera; Tephritidae.
CCAACUACGUGACCCGAACAUCGCAGUUUGCUUCGUAAGUUCGUGGUCAAGAAAUUGUGUUGAUGUGCGAAAAAACGUGUGGAAAAUUAUUUUAAAAUGUGUAAAAGACAUAAAAUUAACAUUUGAAUUUAGUAAAAAGUGCAUAGACUCAUUUUAUAAUAACGAAUCUUAAAAAUCGUUUCACCCAGAGCAAUAAACUGUUAUAGUAUUUUGCGCCACUGAAUCAGCAGCGGCACAAAAACGAAAACAAUCCAAUGCAGCAGCAGAGGUCGUAGCAGAAGUUAUAGCAACGCAACGCAUACGUAGGGCAUCAUAGGGCCAUAGCAGCCGCAAGUGCAUUAAAAAAUUCUCGAACAAAAAAGUUCUGCUGCAAUUAUUGGUGGGGAGAAAAUCCCAAAGAUAUAUUGUAGUUACUUCAAGCUAUUUUUUGCGUAAGAGAUUACAAAGAACUGUGGUUGUAUUGCAUGUGGCAUUUUUAUUUGGCAAGUGGAGGUGUCAAACGGGUAGCGAAUUGUUUUAUAUCGUCGUGUUAACGCUCACGUCCGAGUUCCCGAUAUUGGCGCUUUGAAAAACUACGCAGUGAAAAGCGCAGCAGCAGAAAGAAAUACGGACCGAGAAUAAAUAAACGUAGUGGCGGUAAAUUCAUUGAUUUUUUGUUUUUAACUCGUAAAGUUUGCGUGUAUUUUUACAAAUAAGAAAAUUACAUAUGAAAAAAGUGACGAGAUUAAAAAGUGCUCGUUAUAGAUGCUAAUACAGAAAUAUAAAUACAAAUGGAAAAUAUAGAAACUAUAAAGGCAAAGGCAAUAACAAUGCAAUGUGGAAACAUUGAAAGUGGCGCUAAAAUAUCUGUGCCGCUACAGGAAAACAAAGAAAAAUCAUCACAGCUUAAAUUGCAAGAACCUGCCAACGGUCAGCUAAAUAUUACAAACAAUGGUGUAAAGAAUACAUCAAUUGAAAAUGUUGUGCAAGGUGCAACGGAAACUCAAAAAAAUCUACUGAUAAAUGUAGCAAAAAACGAUAAACAACCACUUUUAACAGGAGGUUCAGAAAAUGCAGGAGAAGCCGAUACGAUAAGUCGGAUCGAAAGAGAGAAAAAUCAUAAAAAGAAAAAGAAAGAAAAGGAUCGUGAACGUGACCGCGCAAAGGAUAAGGAACGUAAUAGGGAUCGUGAUCGAGAUAGAGAACGUGAGCGGGACCGUGAUAGGACACGAGACCGUACCAAGGAAAAAAUACGCGAUAAAGAUAGAGAUCGUGAACGAGAACGCAAUCGGGAUAAAACGUCAACCAAAGAGCGUUCUAGCAAAGAUCACAGUUCGCAUUCUAGAUCUCAAAAUUCUUCCGGGAGCAGCAGUGAUAAAAACAAAGAUGGCGGCAAUAAACACGCGAAGCCUAAACCCACCACAUCAUCCAGUGUAUUAUCUAAACGUGAAAAAGAGAAAGAUAAGAUACCACUCUCAACAACAUCUUCAGAAAGUUCCUUGAACGAGCAUAGGCGGCGCAGUUCCGAUAGUAGUCGCGGAAGUCAUACCAGUUGUACAAAAUCAUACAGUCGAACAAACAGCAACGUAGUUACGAAAGAUGUGGUUCGCACAUCUCUUGAAAAGUCAUCCUCAUCAUCUACGAAAAUCGAAACGGAAGAAAGCAUUCCUACGCAAAUGGAAACAGAAGAAUGUUCUAAUCCAGUUGUAAAUACAAUCAAAAUGGAAAUAAAACAACAGGAAAACAAAAGUAGUGAAGUGCGUGCACAAAACAAAAUGGAUAAUGAAAUGAAUGCUUCAGAUACAACUGAAGUAAUUGUGAAUAACAUAAAAAUCGAGAAACAGUUGGAAGCAGUGGAUGAUAAAAAAUCCUCUUCCGAGUGCGUUACUUCAAAUGAUGGCUUUAUUGCACACAAAUUACCUAACGGUAUCGGCGAAAUAAAUUCCAAUAUAAUAAAUUCUACAAAAUCAAUAUCACCUUUGAAAACUGAUUUAACUGUGAUAGAAAAAGUUAAAACCGUUAAAACCGAAUGCAAUGGGAUUGCUAAGAGUGAGACGACGGCAGGCGAACACAUCAAUAAUAGCACUGUUGUUAAAACUCGUGACGAUGUAUCACGCCAAUUGGUUUUUAGCAAUGCACCAGACAUGAAUACCGCAACAAAAGAGUCUAAAACAGAAAAAUCGAAUGAUAGUCGCUUGAUCUCACAUUCAUUCAAAACUACACCGAUUUCAAAAUCAUCUAAUAGCAGUGGACAUUCGUCGACUAUAUCUGCAAGUAACUCAAGUGCACGAAAAUCGUCCUCAUCAAAUAGUAGCAGUUACCAUCGUAAAAAUUCAACCUCUUCAUCAUCCUCAGCUACGAAGCAUUCAUCUUCGUCAACAUCAGCAUCGGCAUCUACAUCGGCAUCGUCGUCAUCGCGCAACCGCGAUUGUUCCAAGUGCUACAAACGUUCAAAAAUACGCCGAACUAGUGUUGGAACACAAUUUCAACAGAACGAACCAUUCUCGUUAAGUACUCCGCGAAGGCGGGUGGAACGUCCACCUCAAGGAUUGGAACACUUGAAAUAUGGACGAUUAUUUGAAGUUGAGGUUCAUCCCAAUGGAGGCGCUUCCGUAGUACAUUUGUAUCAGGAUGAGUUGGACCAACUAACGCCGGAACAAAUGGAGGAGUUGGUAGAGGAAUUUUUCAAUGUUUGCUUUGCCGAAGACGAUCAGGGCUAUGCACUACAUGUUAUGGGAAUAGUGCAUGACGCUGCACGUUAUAUACCCGAUCUGCUGGAACACAUGGCCGAGAAUUACUCAACGUUGACGGUUAAAGCUGGCGUGCUGGGGAGGAACUCGGAUAUUGAAACAUGUACAAUGUCUCAAUACAAUGAGCAGGUGGUAAGAAAUUAUUCGCAAGGAACGUUUCGUUAUGGACCCUUGCAUCAAAUAAGUUUAGUUGGUAAAGUGCACGAAGAAGUGGGUGGAUAUUUUCCCGAUUUGUUGGGUCGUAUCGAGUCCAAUCCAUUUCUCAAAAAGACCAUGCCUUGGGGUUCAUAUUCUAUUUUGCAAACCGAUCCUCGUCUGUCUAAUGACGGUCCAAUAUUGUGGGUGCGAGCAGGCGAACAAUUAGUGCCUACAGCUGAGCUGAACAGUAAAACGCCAAUGAAACGUCAACGUACACGUAUAAAUGAACUGCGCAAUCUGCAGUAUCUGCCACGUUUGUCGGAAGCGCGUGAGACCAUGAUUGAGGAUCGCACCAAAGCUCAUGCAGAUCAUGUUGGACAUGGUCAUGAGCGGAACACUACUGCUGCAGUGGGCAUAUUAAAAGCGGUACACUGUGGCCAAUCAUAUAAUCACAAUCGUAUUACGAAAGACGUAGUGGCAUUCGCUGCUCAGGACUUUAACUACCUCGUAGGGAUGUUACAGCUCGAUUUGCACGAACCACCAAUAUCACAAUGUGUGCAGUGGAUUGAGGAUGCCAAGCUAAAUCAAUUGCGCCGUGAGGGAAUUCGGUACUCUCGCAUUCAGCUGUGUGAUAAUGACAUAUACUUUUUGCCGCGGAACAUUAUACAUCAAUUUCGAACGGUUACAGCCGUUACCAGUAUUGCUUGGCACUUACGCUUGCGUCAGUAUUAUCCAGGUCAGGAGGUAAUCAACGAAAAGAAUAAUCCAGUGUUGGCAGAGCCACCACACUAUAAAGAGAAGCAGACGUUGCUUCCCCAUCCUAUAUCACAGGACGAGCACCAUGGCAAGCGUACACCCUGUAAGCGGACGCAUGAUGGUAAAGCAAAGAAGUCAAAACUGAUUGACAUCGACGGCAAGGAACGACGUUCCAGUGAGAGUGGCACAGAGGACUCGAAUUCGAAGGACGGCUCUGACUGUGGAUCCACAACAAGCCGCAAACGGAAAGCCGUAAGAGACGACGCAAGAAUCGAUAUGCGCAAAAUGGUGUUGGAACAUAAACUACACAAGUCUAUGGCGGCGAGCAGUGAACAGGAAAGUGUGCCUACCAACACAUCGACAACGGCAAACGACAGUGGCAGCGCGAGCAACAGUAACGCAAGCGCUACUUUAGAAUCUCCGUCAACUGAGAAGCACUUGAAAAAGCGCAAAGAGUCCAAGGAUAAUACAACUCAUAUAGAGGCUAUGAAGCAAGAACGACGAGGCAGCACGAACAAUAUCAGUAGUAGUUUGACGCAUAAACUAAACUCUAAUGGCGAUACACCAAAUGAUACACAAUCCAAAAAUACUUACUUAAACUCAGUUAUGAAAUCUCAAACACCAACUAGUACACCAAGUGCACAAAACCAAGUGAAGAAAUCAAACACCGAAAUGCUAAAGGCAACGACGCCGCAAACACCAACAACUUUAACGGUAGCAACGGUUGCGUCCACGUCAUCCGCCACACCACAAAAGAUACCCAAACUGCCGGAGCCGACAGUGCCUGCAACACCCUUGCCACUUGUGCCUCAAACGCCCUUUACACAUCGUGAGGCCUAUGUUAAUAGCCUAAAUCAAAAGGAACCCGAGAUCAAAAUUCAAGUACAAAUAAUAUCCGAUGAACCUUCCCUCUCCUCAACCGCCACCGCUUCUGCUAUCACCAACACCCCCAACACCAAGACAGCAAAAUCAACCGUUCAAACACAAUUACCGUCACCGCUGCCACCACAAAUGCCUCAAUCGGUGCUAACACUGCCGACCAACGUACCACAACCCACGAGCUACCCAACAGAGAGCUCAUUGAACGCCGGCGCAACAGUGUCACAAAGCACACCCACAGCUCAAACGGACCACGUCAAUAUACUUUCAAUUGGCAGUGAGCCUUCAACAAUCUGUCAACCACAGUUGGUGGUCGAUCAUGAAGAGGAGGUGACCGUCUCUGAAGAACUCGUCGAAGUUGCAACACAACCCACGUCGCCGGCAGCGCCAAAGUUACCGAGCGUGACAACAAAAGCGGCAGUGACUUUUCCACCAUUGCCACCGGAAAUAUCGCAAGCUCUGCCACCGCCGCCACCGAUUGUGCAACUGGAAAACAAAGCCAUAUUGCUUGCCACACCCAUUGCCGGUAGCAGCAACCAUCACACGACGCGAACGGUAGUAAUAGUGCCGCAGGCGUCACUUAAAACAAAGACCAAUAACAGUAGCGUUAACGUGCGAGUGGCGUCUACUAGUGUUACAGAGCAACAACAACAACAACCUGUUGAACGGAAGGCACACAAAAUUAUCAAGGUUAGCUCGAUAAGCAAACCGCCGAACUCUGCACCAGCUGAUCUGCUUAGCUCCAUCAUGGCCAGUAUGGAUAACAGCAAUGCGUCAGCCACGUCGGCAACAAACACACACAACUACUCCUCAUCGCUGCAUUAAGGCGUUGCGCUGCAGCAAAAAGGAAUUCAACGCGCAUAUUACCACUAAAAAUGUUAAGUUGGAAAGGGUCAUCGUGUGUCUAAGUAGCUGCAGGGCUGAGCAGUAGUUAAGCAAAUCAAAAUAGAAUCACCUUCUCAGUGCUUGGCUAGCAAGCUAAUAGGUGUAUAAAACAAACUACACAUAGCAGAAAGAAAACACACAAAAACAAUUACUGUUACGAUUUGCAGCAUAUUUGUAAAUAUUAUUAUUUUUACACAUACAUUACUUUACAUAUAUGAUAUCAACAUAUUUAUGAGUAGUUUAUCUUGCGUUGUACGAGACUAGCUUUCCUUAAUUUAUUUAUGCGUGAUUUAUGAGAAUUCUCAUACUCGUGUGUGCAGCUGCAUGCUGUCGUGCAUACUAUGAGAACCCAUUGUUUUUAUGUUAGAUCCAAGUGGGCGCUACACUUUUCGAAAAUAGUUUGAGUAAAGACAACAAUCAACACAGGCACACGCUUAGCGUGCACUUGCUCCUGCUUACUUCAAACAAAUUUGCACAAAGUCCAGUUGAUCAGCAGUCCAAUCCAUGCAUAUUUCUUUCUCGUAAUAUGCAAAAGAUGCACACUUGCACCAAACUGAAGCCACUUGCUUGUUGUGGAUAUAAAAACAAUAAAUUCUUUUUAAAUGCGCUAUUUAGGCUUUAGUGCUUCUUAACUCGCUUAUACCGGAUUUACAUACUUAUGUAUUUUUAGGCAUAUUAAGUUGUUGUUAAAAUGUAUUAGCUGCUAAAUCGCAGAGCAUAAUAACAUAUUUUAUUUAAUUUUAGUUAUAUUUUGUGUGGCAGUUAAUUGACAUACAUACACACAUACAUAUACAUAUAUGUAUAAAGAUGUUUGUUUACAUUUGCAUAUGCAUUGUACCUAUGUAUAUAUUUUGUUGUAUAUUUUGGGUAUAUAAUGCUCGCUGUAUACACGAUAUACAUAUGUACAUACAUACAUUAACACACACACAUACACAAGAACAUACAUAAAAGGUGUCACUACAUUUAUGUAUGAAUUUCGCAACUUUUUUCACAUAUUGUACAGAAACAAUGACCUACAUAUAUAUACUUAUAUUGCAUAUACAUAUACUUACAUACAUAUAUUAAAUAUAGAAGAAAGAUGAUUAGCAAAUAAAGUUUUAUUAAUACGACAAACGUAUUUUCAUCUUCAUUGAUACGGAUCUAUAUUGGGUACUUACCACCUGCAUCCCAUCGCAAUAAAUCUCAUCUAUAAAUACAUAUGUAUAUGUAUGUGCUAAUUUUGGCUUAAUAUCACAAGACUUCUCUUCGACUAUUUACACUUCGAAACUGGGAGGGGUUUUUGAACUAAAAUUAGGGUUUUUACACCGAUAACAGCAAUGAUCAAAGAACUAUGACUUAACGGUCCAAACAAGUUAAGAUCGCCGAACUAACAGUCCUUGCCCGGAUAAAAACCGUGUUAAUUCCGGUAUCGUAUAACGUCGGUUGUGGGAAUUAUUCAUUGACUCCCUCCCCGUGAAUGGCGUACUUGGACUACCAAUUGCACACACACAUUGUAGCUCGAGUUGCCUCGCGAAACUGGAAUCACUCGAGUGCAACUUCGUUCAGGCUACUGUAGCAAAUUAAACGCCUACCAAUCUAGACUGAACCCCGAUAAAUCUAUAUAUAGCUCCUGCAUACAAAGAGUACCCGCAUGACAUUAACCACCUUUUCGCAUGCCCAAUUAAUCCCAUUCAUCUAACACCCACUUCAUUUUGGUCCGACGCCAUCGAAACGGUUCGUUUCAAUGACAAUUGAUUAAUGCCUGAACCCUCAGAUUUGGGUAACCGCUAUAAGGACAACUUGAUCAAAGUACUAAAAUUUUAAAACCGAAAUACCGCAAUUCUUUCGGUAACUCAAAGAACUGUUGGAGCAAUUAGCAAUAUCUCCAUGAGGGUUGUAUAUUACAAGUUAAGCAUAUUGUAUUCAUAAAAGGGAAGUUGUGUCCAUGAUUUAGGGGUUAUGUCCAAUGUUAUUGAUUUGAAGCCCGCGGGUCUUUGUUAUCUACGAUAUAGUGAAAUACAAUUCUUUUAAUAAUGAUCGAUAUAUGUAAUUAUAGAUAGAUGAUAUAUGUAAUUAUAGAUUUCCAAUAAAUGUAGUGUUGUUGCGUUCAAAUAACAUCGAAAAUUAAAUAGUGUCUACUUCGACUAAGUAUGAGAAACUCAUUGUAUUUUGGUGCAUUGUUGACAGUUCCUCCACCUAAGGAAAACUUAUUGACGCUUGUAAAAAAUCGUAGUUCUGUUUCAGUACUGCUAUUAGCUGUUGGCUUUCAGGGAGAAAGAAUCGAGAUAAGUUUCAGUGUUGCAUUGCACGCGACACCAUAACCCAGUUCAGUCGAAUGGACUUUUUACUAAAGCUCAAGUUACUCAACAAAAGCUAUUUACAUAAACAUUAGGUAGAGAUUAGCGAUUAGUUAAUGUUUUGAUGUACAUUUGUAUUUCAUAAAACAUUUAUUUCACCUUUAUCAUAGUUUAUAAAAAACAGUAAGUAUAAUGUACAAUUUAAAAAUAUGACGUGUUUAACACAUGUUUUCAUCCUUUACACACAAACACUUCCUAACAGACUAUAUAAGUAUCAUACACUGCAUACCAGUAUAAAAAUUGGAAUUGAUUGGGACCCUUCUCCGCAAUUAAGUUUAAAAACAAAUUGUGAAAUAAAAAGUGUAGGCUUGAAACUAAUUCAAACAAGAUUUCG